AUGUCGCUUCCCUUGGGUUUUCAGUCUGCGUCGGGCCAGGAGUUAUGUUUACUCUCCACACCGGACUCGCGCGGCCUGGGAUCUCGAGCAGUCUUGAAGAACGAGGUUCCAACACCACCUGUACCUCCUCGAGAUGAGCUUCUACCAGUGACUUCAUCACCAUCACAGCACUCUACAACUUUUGCGGAAUCUCCAUUUCGAGUUGAUCGCCCAGGUCGCUGCUAUCUGCCGCCAGCCAUGACAGAUCUCAAGCUAGCCAUGGACUACUUUUCAGUGCCGAUGACGUCCUUUCGCUACUUCGUUGCCCCAGAAUUGAUUUCAUCGCCCGGGCUGUUUCCAAUAUUCAUGGAUUUACCGCCAGAAAUCCAUCGAAUCAUCUUUCGCUUUUGCGACACCCCUACGCUGUUUCAUCUCAUACACACGUCCUCCUACACCCGACAAGCUUGUUUAGAUCUGUUCUGGCAGUUCCGCGACGAUAAUACUUGGUACCGACUGGAAAAACCCUUCGAAGCUUUUGCUGAGGAAAACCCACAGCUUUACCAUUGCCCCGAGUUUGCUUCCCGGGUCACACAGGUAGAGAUUACUUUACCCUUUGGCUGGUUUGACAGAAGACGGGAAUUCUGGGGAAGGUUCCAGGAUAUCUUUCCUUCGGCGCAACGAGUGGUAUUUUAUGAACCCUGUAUCGAUCGCUCGGGGCGUCAUGCAACGAUCAGUCAGCCUCCAGGGGGUGUAACGGGUGCAGCUAAUGCAAUCCCAGAGCUUGUGGCACAGGCGCCCCUAAAUAUCACCACAUUGGUCGCAACACCCUCCGGGGAUACGGAGAGCAAUCUGCGCUACCAACUAUGGCGCAUCCAAAGCUCGGAGGUAAGCCUUGUGAACGACCCGUGGAGGCCAAUGCGAGUCAUUCUACCUCCAAGAAGGGAUAUUCGCCCUGGCAUACUGAACCACUUUUUGACAAGUGAAAGACUUGGUACGGAGGCACUUCGCGAAAUGUACGGGUCGGAUUGGCUGAAAUGGGAGACCUAUUUGCGUUAUCCUAAUGCCAAAGGAAUUGAAUGUCCAAAUGCCGACUGUAACGACAAAUUUCUGAAGGAGGCGGACUGGAAACGGCAUCUUUCGGAUCAUGAUGAGCCAUACCUCAGAAACGAGUUGAACCAGAGCAUGCUCACGUAUUGUCGAAAUACUCCAGCUGAUGUGAAAGCUGUUCUUGAUGAGAAGCAACGUCGCAUCGACGAGGCAUAUUUCAUCAGAAGUACUAUGGUUGAGGACCUGGUCCAAUGGUACCAGGAGAAUGGAGACCGAGGCAGACGUCAAUUUGAAGAGACCCUUGUUCAACAAUUGAAGGAAUAUGGGUUUCUCACAGAUGCUGAGCCACUGAACCGAUGGGGACUGUUCUUUGAAUUUGUAUCUGAAUGGCUGAAUGACUGGGGGGACGAGCCAGGUGAACACGAGGAUUACGAAGUAGAUACUGAUCAGGAGUAUCCACAAGAAGAGAUAUCGGAUUGUGUUUAUGCUGGGGAAGAAUACUUCGUGUACCCGGAAUGA
Messenger RNA from Penicillium brasilianum, 1545 nucleotides. The record is from the annotation of a GenBank genome assembly. NCBI's taxonomy places the organism in Eukaryota, Fungi, Ascomycota, Eurotiomycetes, Eurotiales, Aspergillaceae.